This is a messenger RNA of Ilyonectria robusta, 663 nucleotides long. RefSeq lists its product as uncharacterized. Lineage: Eukaryota; Fungi; Ascomycota; Sordariomycetes; Hypocreales; Nectriaceae. The coding region runs from base 1 to 663 and encodes 220 amino acids. The record is from RefSeq and is a predicted model, not a curated record. The transcript is spliced from 5 exons.
AUGCAAUGCAGUGGUGGAAGGGGAACGAGGUGCAGUGGCCCACGCGGUCUGCAUCCUGAACAGCUACACAACUCUUCCAGAAUAAUUGCACCAGAGCAUCCUGAGCUCAUCAAAGCAAUACAAGUGCAUGCGGAUUCCAAAGUCCCCAACCAGAGAAUCACCGACAAUCCCCUCCUCGGAUCACCUCCAGCGAAUCAGUCUAAGAAACACCGUUUACUUUCAAUACAUACCUAUCGACAUGUAUCUCGAAGCCCUAUCAUCGUCGAUACUCGACCAGUUGCCCCAUCAAGACCCCCGCCCCCCUCUCUGUCUUUACCCGACCACCACGACGCGACAGAGCUGUUGACUCAUCUUAGGCUAAGCAGACACCGAGCUAAGGGCCCCGACCAUCGAGACUCGACCGUGAACGUCCGCUUGGAUUUGGAAGGGGCCAGAGAGAUAGCACCAGUGUUCCCAGAAUGCCUUAGAGCAGCCAAGCUGCUCAACGGUAGAGAUAGGAGCACUCGAGACCGUUCUGUUGGACCACAGCAAAGCAGCCAGGACCUUCUUGCUGGUCAUCCAAGGAUCAAGCUUGCCAGCAUGGGGAGCAGACGAGAAUCACAUCAUUCAACCCAACUCAAAUCACAAGCGUAUGGUGCGUCGAAGCGUCGAAGCAUUCGGUAG